Molecule: messenger RNA, 939 nt
Organism: Ceratotherium simum simum (southern white rhinoceros)
Lineage: Eukaryota; Metazoa; Chordata; Mammalia; Perissodactyla; Rhinocerotidae
Product: olfactory receptor 8K5-like
Biological process (GO): G protein-coupled receptor signaling pathway
Cellular component (GO): membrane
Molecular function (GO): olfactory receptor activity; G protein-coupled receptor activity
Source: RefSeq, a predicted model, not a curated record
AUGGGCCAACGGAAUCUAACACUGCUCACAGAAUUCAUUCUGAUGGGAGUCACAAGGCGGCCUGAGCUGCAGGUUCCCCUGUUUUGGGUCUUCCUCAUCAUCUACACAGUCACAGUGGUGGGCAAUCUGAGUAUGAUCAUCUUGACCCAGGUGGUCCGCCUACACACACCUAUGUAUUUUUUUAUCAAACACCUGGCCUUCAUUGAUCUUGGUAAUGCUACUGUCAUUUGUCCCAAGAUGCUGCUAAAUUUUGUUGUGGAGCAAAAUACCAUUUCCUAUUAUGCAUUUGCCACACGGUUGGCUUUCUUUCUUAUGUUAAUCAUCAGUGAAUUUUUCAUCUUGUCAGCCACGGCCUAUGACCGUUAUCUGGCCAUCUGUAACCCUUUGCUCUACCAUGUUAUCAUGUCCCAAAGACUUUGUCAUGUACUGGUAGGCAUUUGAUACCUCUACAGCACCUUUCAGGCUCUAAUGUUCACUGUAAAGAUUUUUACAUUGACCUUUUGUGGCUCUAACGUCAUCAGUCAUUUCUACUGUGAUGAUGUUCCCUUGUUACUUAUGUUCUGCUCAAAUGCACAAGAAACAGAAUCAUUGAUCAUACUAUUUUCAGCAUUGAAUUUGAUCUCUUCCCUCCUGGUAGUCCUAAUGUCCUACAUACUCAUUCUGAUAGCCAUAUUUCGAAUGCAUCCUGCAGAGGGCAGGAAAAGAGCUUUCUCCACAUGUGGUUCUCAUGUGAUGAUGGUGGUUGUAUUCUAUGGGCCUCUACUGUUUAUGUACAUGCAGCCCAAAUCCACUCAUUCCUUUGAUACUGAUAAAGUGGCCUCUGUGUUUUACACUUUAGCGAUCCCCAUGCUUAACCCCUUGAUCUACAGCUUAAGGAACAAAGAGGUAAAAAAUGUCUUCCACAGAGUCUUUAAGAAUCAAUGCAAACUUUGUAUCUAA